Molecule: messenger RNA, 1279 nt
Organism: Adelges cooleyi (spruce gall adelgid)
Lineage: Eukaryota; Metazoa; Arthropoda; Insecta; Hemiptera; Adelgidae
Exons: 9
Coding region: 78-1124 (348 amino acids)
Molecular function (GO): calcium ion binding
Source: RefSeq, a predicted model, not a curated record
CGCCAACAGUCUUAGAGCUACAUUGUUACAAGUACUCGAUUGAAUUUUUGUCGUCGUUUUAAAUAAAACUCAUAAUUAUGCAUUUCAAGUGCGCCCUUAUUUUCUGCGCGCUGUACUUACUAACGUCAGCAUGGAGCACCGGACUGAACAGUGAUCAAUUAGAACUGUUGCAAGACCUGUAUAAACCUUACAAACUGACUAGUCAUGAAGUUAGUGUGGAGACAAUCAGGCAAGUUGUGGAAAAUACUUUUAAAAUGGAAUAUUCUACCAUUGAGUUUAUAUUCAGUUCAGAUGAGUCCGAUUCUAUGAAUUUAUUUUAUUUAUUGUGGAUAGUGGUCGACAAUGAAGUCAAACGUACUGACAAAAUCAAGGUUAAAAAACUCACUUUUUUGGAAGUAUCGUUUUACCUAUAUGAGUUUGAGAAACACUUUAAAUUGCAUAAUCAAAAGGGGUAUAUUUAUCUUCAACAGCUAUCAGCAGUUUUCAAUUAUUGGCCAACUAUAAAUCAUGCAUUCAACAAAAAAUUUAAAAACCUUGAAACCGAUGAAUACACUGUAAUGAACGCGGUGGAUUUCUUGUUGACUAUGAUGGACAUCAAACCAAAAGGCCGUGGUCUGAUCCUAGCACAAAUAGAAAUGUUUGUUGAUUUGUACGAAGCACACAAGACAUCCGAUGGCAUUAACGCUGACGCAAGUAGAGAAGUGUUCCAAAAGCUUGGUAUACAAAUAGAAGACGAUUUGAAAAACCUAUUUGAAUCCAAACGAUCUCCUGAAAUAUUGUUGAUGGAUUUAAUCAUCGUUGCGGCAGAACGCAAUAUAACCGUUCCGAAAAAUGAAAUAAGAGUAGGCAGUGUAAUCGAGGUCGUAAAUGGCACUCAAGAAUUCAUUACGAUGGACAAAAACGGAGACGGUCUACUAUCUUCGGAUGAGUAUGCUGCAGACCUAAAGUACAUGAUAAUGAGUGAUUUGGCAACAUCAAAAGAGUCACCAGAAGUUUUCGAUAGAGCGCAACAUUAUAUAAAUAUAUUCAAAGCUAAUAAAGCCAUAAACGUCGCGGAGUAUACUGAAAUUGGUUUGUUAACGAUUAAUUUAGAAGGCCGCAUUGAAUCCGACGACGAUGACUGAAAAUUAAUUAAUUAAUUGGACAUGUUUAAUAAUCAUAAUGAUAAUAAUACGAGUAAUAUUUGACCCGGUUUUAUGUAAUUAUCAAUUGAAAUAUUAUGCUCCUUGGUGUCUAAUAAUAAAAAAUGUACUAUAUUAUGUCUAUUAAUUAGUAAUAG